This is a messenger RNA of Penicillium waksmanii, 2040 nucleotides long. RefSeq names its product DNA-directed DNA polymerase IV. The transcript is spliced from 7 exons. Bases 1 to 2040 code for a protein of 679 amino acids. The record is from RefSeq and is a predicted model, not a curated record. Gene Ontology annotation, cellular component: nucleus. Gene Ontology annotation, biological process: double-strand break repair via nonhomologous end joining. NCBI's taxonomy places the organism in Eukaryota, Fungi, Ascomycota, Eurotiomycetes, Eurotiales, Aspergillaceae. Gene Ontology annotation, molecular function: DNA binding; DNA-directed DNA polymerase activity.
AUGGCCGGUGCCAUGGGACGCUCACGGGCGAUGAGCAAGGCAGCUUUCUUUGCUGCUCUCGAGGAUUUGGACGGUUCAGACGAUGAUCGGCCUGGCGCUGCCGCGGUCGAGGUUGCUUCUCCCAAUCCGCCUUCUUUGAUCCGAGCAAAUACGGAACCUCAAUCUUCCUCCGAACAAAGGUCUCAACAUCUCACUGAAAUUCGGCGGAAUGAGAAUCAUACAUUCACCAAAUCACCCGAGCCAAAAGUGAGAGCAGUCAAGCGCUCGAAUACGACAGGUACCAUGCCGGGAAUUACUGGCAAAGGCUCUUCUACGAAGAAGAGGAAAGCAGAUGUGCUCAAGUCUGUCCCAGAGGAGCAACAAGUAUUUAAAGGCCUAGUCUUUUUCUUCAUACCGAACGACGAUAUUGCUCCCGCCAGACGACUUCGUAUCCAGCGAGCCCGCGAAUAUGGUGCACAAUGGACUCGACAAUGGGGAACCCAUAUUACGCAUGUCGUUGCUGAGAAAAGGCUGACCUACCAAAAUCUGAUCGAUUACCUCAAGCUUGGGUGUUUUCCUAAAAAUAUAGCUCUCGUGAACGAAAACUACCCUCCUGAAUGCAUCACAUAUCGCUCGCUCCUGGACCCAUCAUACCCUCGAUUCCAGGUCGUUGGCACGCCGGUGCCUGCUGCAAAGGAAGAGCCGGCUCUAGCGGUCGAGCAGAAGACAGCCGACUCAUUACCCUUGAAACGACCAAGGCGGGAAAAAGAGAUGUCACCGGAGCGACACCAGAAGCACGUUUCUGCUGGACCUCCAAUUUUGGAAACUGUCGAUAGCGAAUCCCCACAAGAUGCGGAGGUCGAAACAGAACCUCGUGAAAGGGAUGCACUUGACGACAUAAUAAAUGAAAGCAAGGCUACAAGCCACCUGCCACUCGACUCGGAUGAGGAGUCUCUAGCCGAGAUAUCUGACGCGGAAUCUGACUCGUCAGAAUCCGGACCGGCCAAGAAGAAAUCACGAACUGCAGCAUACGGUGAAGGCCAGGUGGGUCCCUCCUGGACGAGAGGUUUCGCUUGCAUGCGAAAAUCCGACCCAAAUGCAUCACGAGAUAAUCCGAAUGCGAGGACAAUCGAAGUUUUGAAAGAGAUGUUGGAUUACUAUACGCGAAAUGCCGAUCAAUGGCGGACCAUGGCUUAUCGCAGGGCCGUCAAUACCUUACGCAACCAAAAGGAGAAGAUUGCGACGCGAAAGCAAGCGUUGGCUCUUCCUGGCAUUGGAAAACGAUUGGCAGACAAGAUCGAGGAGAUCGUGUGCACCAAUCACCUCCGCCGACUUGACUAUGCCAAUUCCUCCCCUGAAGACCUUGUUAUUCAGGAAUUUCUUGGAGUUUAUGGUGCUGGACUCGCCCAAGCUACCAAAUGGGUGUCACAGGGUUAUCGAUCACUGGAGGAUCUUCGCAUGAAAGCCACUCUUACCCCGAACCAGCGCAUCGGAGUGGAGCACUACCACGACUUUUCGCAGCGCAUCCCACGCAAGGAGGUUGAGGCCCACGGGGCGAUCGUGCGACGUGUGGUUCAGACGGCCGACAAGGAGAUGCAGGAGUCGGGAGACAUCGAUUGUCUCAUCACCAAAUCGGGUGCUCUGUUGGACCAGGUCCGGACCGUCGUCAUGACCGUGAUUGUACCGAAGUUAUUUGAAGAAGGGUUUCUUCAGGUCGGGCUGGCCACUUCCCACCGCAAUAACGAUGGAUCAAAGUGGCAUGGGGCAUCCUGCCUACCGGGGAGUAAGGUCUGGCGACGAAUCGAUCUACUCUUUGUACCGGGGCCUGAGCUGGGAGCCGCUUUGCUAUAUUUCACGGGGAAUGAUAUCUUCAAUCGGAGCAUGCGGUUACUUGCACGGAAAAAGCAAAUGUGUUUAAAUCAGCAUGGAUUAUUUGGGGAUGUUGUUCGGACUGGGCAGGUGAAAACCAAUCCAGGUCGGUUGUUGGAGGCACUCGAUGAACGGCGGAUAUUCGCGUUGCUGGGGGUGCCGUGGCGAAAACCCGAGGAACGGAUUUGUUGA